Messenger RNA from Morchella sextelata, 801 nucleotides. RefSeq lists its product as uncharacterized. Gene Ontology annotation, molecular function: zinc ion binding; nucleic acid binding. Lineage: Eukaryota; Fungi; Ascomycota; Pezizomycetes; Pezizales; Morchellaceae. The transcript has a single exon. The record is from RefSeq and is a predicted model, not a curated record. The coding region runs from base 1 to 801 and encodes 266 amino acids.
AUGUCGAUGUCGUUCGCUAUGUACGACUCUUGGACUGUUGAGGAUAGAAGCAAUAUGAUUCCAGUCCGCGAGAGCCGCCGUUCUGAGGAACAUCGUCGUCGUCGUUACUCUAAUUCCGCUUCUUGUACUACAGCCAAAGUCCAUAUCAAUGUCCUACCCCCUCCCCCUCCACCAAAGGAGAUUCGCUACGUUCAAACCUAUAUGCCUCCGGUGGUAAUCCAAUCUGCUCCGGUGGUCCAACCUGCCCCUGCUCCCCUCUACAGCAUCGAAGCUACUGCCGAGGAGAUUGCAGACCGUAUUUGCGCUGAGAACACCGAGAGGAACAAGCGUAUCUCCCUUGAGGUCCGUCUUGAGGAGGAGCAGACUCGUCGCCUAGAAGCGGAGGAAAAAAUGCAAAUGGAGAAGACAAGGCGAGAGGCAGAGGAGGCAAGGCGAGAGGUAGAAAAGGUCUAUGCCGAACAUCACUCUCGAGAGCUCCGUGAGAGGGAAGAAAAUGCCCGUCGCCGGGUCGCUGAAGAGUACACGCAUCAGUCUAGGUCUCUUGGGAAUAGCCCUAGGACUAGCGGCGAGAGCCUGUGGUCGGCAGUUGCUGUUACUUCAUCUUCAUCUCGUGAAGGAAAACUGGUUGUUCACGAUCACCGCCAUGGACAUCACCAUCACCACCACCACCGCAGUCACUCCGACUCAAGGGACCGUAGGUGCUCCAGGUGCGGGGACUCGGACCAUAGAUCUCGGGACUGCCCAGUCGAGACUGUCUACGUACCUCAGAACAGAGUACGACACAUUACUUAUCUUUCAUAG